Molecule: messenger RNA, 1928 nt
Organism: Salarias fasciatus (jewelled blenny)
Lineage: Eukaryota; Metazoa; Chordata; Actinopteri; Blenniiformes; Blenniidae
Product: all-trans-retinol 13,14-reductase-like
Exons: 12
Coding region: 1-1827 (608 amino acids)
Molecular function (GO): oxidoreductase activity
Source: RefSeq, a predicted model, not a curated record
AUGUGGUGGUGGCUGCUCGGCCUGCUGGGCUGCGUACUGCUGGUGAUGACCGUCCUGUUUCUCAUCACCGGGCAUCGCUACAAGGUGUUCAGUGAGAAGUGCGUGAGGCCGCCCGGACCCCUCGUCACCGACCGCAAGCAGAGGGACACCCGGCUGAAGAGAGGCUUCCUCGCAGACCGCGUCCCGGCGUCUCUGGACGCGGUGGUGAUCGGCAGCGGCGUGGGCGGGCUGACGGCGGCGGCGCUUCUGUCCAAAGCCGGGAAGAAGGUGGUGGUUCUGGAGCAGCACGAUCAGGCCGGAGGCUGCACACACACCUUCGAGAACAAGGGCUUCGAGUUUGAUGUGGGGAUCCAUUACCUGGGCCAGCUUCACGAGAACGGCAUGCUGAAGGUGGCGUUGGAUCAGAUCACAGAGGGGCAGCUGCAGUUCACCCGGCUGGAGCAGCACUUCGACACGCUGAUCCUGGGUCAGUCCGACCAGCGCAGAGAGUACCACAUCCAUGCAGGGAAGACGGAGAUGGCAGCGAGCCUCAAGAGGCAGUUCCCAGGAGAAGAGGAGGCCAUCGACGAGUUCAUGAGGCUCAUGAAGCUGGCAUCCAGGAGGACACCUCUAAUUGCCAUGUUGAAGAUGAUACCACUGUGGAUGGUUCAUUUUCUCAUUCGGUUCGGCCUGUUGGAUCGUCUGUCCUCAGUUUUCCGCCUGGCAACAUCGAGCCAUUCAGAAGUAAUGUCGGGCCUCACGCAGAACAAGGACCUGCAGGCCCUGUCGGCCUACCUGUUCUACGGCGUCCCUCCAAAAGAGUCCAGCUUUCUGAUCAACGCUCUCCUUCUUCACCACUACAAGCGUGGUGCGUAUUACCCACGAGGGGGCGCCAGUGAGUUUGCCUUCCACAUCAUCCCGGUCAUCCAGCAGGCGGGCGGCGCCGUGCUGGUGAGGGCUCCGGUCCACCGCAUCCUGCUGGACCAGCAGGGGAAGGCCUGCGGUGUGACUGUGCUUAAAGGACAGGAGGAGGUCGAGGUCCGCGCUCCUGUUGUCGUUUCCAAUGCUGGGAUCUUCAACACUUUCCAGAAAUUUCUACCUCAGCACAUCCAGGACAAAGAAGAGGUGAGGUCCCUGCUGGGCAUGGUGCGUCAUGGGAUGGGCUCCUUCUUGGUCUUCGUUGGUCUUGAUGGAACAAAAGAGGAGCUGGGCAUUGUUUCCACCAACUUCUGGAUGUACAAAGACAAUGACUUGGACUCGCUUAUGGAGCAGUACGCCUCCCUCAGCAGAGAUCAGGUGUUAGGAAAUAUUCCAAUGAUGUUCAUCACCUUCCCGUCCGCUAAAGACCCCACGUCCAGCAUCAGACACCCAGGGAAGUCCUGCAUGACGUUGCUAACCAUGGCUCGCUACGAGUGGUUCGAGGAAUGGGAAGGGACAAAGCUUGGCAAGAGGGGGCAGGACUACUUGGAUCUGAAGAACAGCAUGGCUCAAGAACUGCUGGACUGGGCGCUGACCAUUUUCCCUCAACUGCGAGACAAGGUGGUAAUGGUGGAUGCUGCCACCCCUCUGACUAACGUCCACUACCUGGGCGCUCCGAGAGGAGAGAUGUACGGCGCCGAGCACAACUUGGAGCGCUUCGACCCCGAGGCAGUCGCCAGGACUCGAGCUAAGACGCCCGUUGACGGGCUCUACUUAACAGGUCAGGAUGUGUUCUGUAAUGGCAUGGCUGGAGCUCUCCACGGAGGUCUGCUGUGCGCAUCGGCCGUCCUCAAUCAGACCCUCUACGUCGACCUCCUGGCCCUGAAGACGCGCCUCAAGAACAAGCAGAACAAUCACAGGCAGACCUAGUAGCAACAGAUCUGUGGUGGAAGGUUCCGAUGUCGGGCGUCUCCCGAAUGAAGAACUUCAUUUCCUAUCGUCUGCUUGUACCUUUCCACAUUUGUUUUUAC